AGUAAAACUAAAGGGUGGGUUGCACAAAGUGAAGAAGGGUGAGUGGAGAAUAAAUCUGCAUAUGCGAAAUAUAUAUGCCAUUCCAUUUGCUGAUUGAUAUUGCAUAAGCUUGACGUUGUAACAUUUUAUAUACUAUUUUAAAUAAAGAAUAUGGAACGCCAUCUACACAGAGAAGCCAACAAGGCACACAAGCAAGAAAUGAGGGCGGAACGAAGAGAAGAACGAUUACACGACAGAGCAGUCAAUGCAGCAUUGCACGGAAAUAUCGGGCAGGCUAUUCGACUAGAAAGCAAGUCACAUGCGGCGGGACACAGAGCUGAUGCUGCACACUCCAGGGAAAUGAACAACAGAGCAGCUGCCAAUGCUGUUCACCACCAGCACCAUCACCACACGCCUCCCCCACACCAUCAUCACCACCCGACUCCCCCACACCACCAUCAUCACCACGGACCUCCACCACCACCCGUAGUUGUCCAUCACCAUCACCCUCCGCAGCAUGGAGCACCGCACUACCCAACUGGAAAUGCACCUUAUCAUGGUCACGGAGGAUAUCCUCACUAAAAGAGGUAGAAACGAGGUAGACGGGAACUUAAAUGAUGAUAUAAAAAGCAUGAUAUCUACAUAUUUAAAUUUUAAAACAUUUUAACAUCACUGUACAGUCAAAAAUUAUUCAUUGAUUAAAUGUUGAUUGAAUGAACUGAAGCCAUUAUUCCAUUGUUAUUGUCACGUAGUGAGAUUGACAGAUUUUAAUACAUAAAAAAAAGCGAGCUAAACCCAAGUUGUGGCAGCAAUAAUCAAUUCAGGUAUUCAACUAUUAUUGGUUUGCACAUGUGCGGCAUGUAAUCUAGUUUUAGAUAUCCAGGACCACAAUACUGGACUCUCGCUUUUAUUCAUGUUUAUUAAGCAAUUGAAACUGUAUUCAUUCAUACCUUAUGAAGGAAUGAUGCCCUAGAAACUAAAAUAUUUUGAGUCAAACAAUUUUAUCCGAUGACGAACUUCCAAUAUCUUGGCAACAGGAACAGGUUAAUUUAAUAAUUGAUGAAUUGAAUUUUUUGUUGACUUUCAGGAGGUUUUAUGAUACCUCUUCUGUAAAUUGUGAAGGGUUCGUAAGAAGAUAACGGUUUUUUUCGGCUGCAUCGCAGAAUUUUCAUGAUUGAAUUGAGAAUAGAGUUUUCCUACCCACUUAAACAGUUCGAAUUUGUAAUGAAGCAACGGCUCCCAAUCUCCAAAUCAGAAUAUGUUCUGCUAUACAAAAGUUAUCUGUAUCUGAGCCAUUUCAAAGUGAUUAUACGGAACAUUCAAUAGUAUCAGCUCUGAAUACAGAAAGAUCAUUUCUUUAGGUCAACGUGGAUACCAGUGUCGGCUCAUACUGAAAGGUACUCUUGGCAAAACAUUUUCUGCGUUGUUAACCGGACUACUGUUGAGCAUGCUAACUUAUGCGUACAGAUUAGUGGUCCAGCUGACUACAAAUGUUUAUUAUCCGCCGUUCACAAUUCAGCGAUAGAGAGCAGAUCUACAAAGCGCUAUUAUCUGAUAUUCACAUAUACCGGUAUAUAUAAAGCAUUGCGGCGUGCUCGAUUUCACAAUAACUUUCACUAUAGAACAUUUUUCGAAGUGUUCUAGGCUCUUGUCUUGUCAUAGUUGUGAAUUGCUUGUCUGAGGAAGUCUGAUUUUGGUCAGACGAAACGUUACAGAAAUAUAUUAGUGUUAGUAUGCAGCAAGACUCUUGAAUUGCAUAUUAUGGUUUUUUAUU
Molecule: messenger RNA, 1753 nt
Organism: Styela clava
Lineage: Eukaryota; Metazoa; Chordata; Ascidiacea; Stolidobranchia; Styelidae
Source: RefSeq, a predicted model, not a curated record